This is a messenger RNA of Topomyia yanbarensis, 763 nucleotides long. RefSeq lists its product as uncharacterized. The coding region runs from base 1 to 753 and encodes 250 amino acids. The record is from RefSeq and is a predicted model, not a curated record. NCBI's taxonomy places the organism in Eukaryota, Metazoa, Arthropoda, Insecta, Diptera, Culicidae. The transcript is spliced from 3 exons.
AUGGCAUUCAAAUAUGUGAUACUAACUGUCGCCCUGGUUGGGCUGGCCGGAGCGAACCCCGCGAGUAAACCUGCCUUCUGGAAGGGAACCCCGAUGGACGGAAUGGUCGAAGAGAUGCGAUCGUUAUGCAGCACCGAUGGGGACUCCGGAGCUUGCCUGAAGUACAAAAUCAUGGACUUUUUGGAUACCGUGUUCAAGAAGGAUAACUUUAAGCUCACUGAUGACGUCGAAGUUCACGGCAACGGAUACACAGGAAAUGGAGCUCGUAGUGCAGCCGGUCUAAUGGAAAACGUUGAACAGUACCUGAAAAGUCACGACGUUACGUUCAAGCUACCGGUUGCUAACGCUAAGGUUACCGUUUCGCCGCGCAACCUGGACAGUGAAGAGCUGAGUUUGACGGUGAAUUUCGCCAAGGUUGACAGCGGUCGCAGCGUAGGCGAAGCGCGCAAAUCCAAGCUGAAGAAGAUCGUCAUCCCAAUCAUGGUGUUUAUUCUGCUGAAAGCCAUGACUUUGAUCCCGAUGGCUCUCGGUGUUCUCGGGCUGAAGGCCUGGAACUCGCUGCAGCUGUCGUUCUUCUCGUUCAUUGUGUCCGUUGGGUUGGCCGUCUUCCAGUUGUGCAAGAAGCUUGCCGCUGACAGUCAUCAUCCGCACAUUGCCGCCCACGGUCCAUGGGAUGCAGGCCGAUCAUUCGCUGCCGUGGAUGCCGAACCGGAGUAUGCUGGGCAGAAUUUGGCGUACAGUGCCUAUGCAUGAAGCUGGCUAG